Molecule: messenger RNA, 28070 nt
Organism: Porites lobata
Lineage: Eukaryota; Metazoa; Cnidaria; Anthozoa; Scleractinia; Poritidae
Source: the annotation of a GenBank genome assembly
AUGAAUACCUCAACACUUGGACUUUCUAGGAAACCAAGCUUAACCCAAGAGAGAGAAAAGCUUGAACGCGACCAGGUAUAUUGGAAGCCUUAUAAUUUUAAUAAUAUUGGUUUUAUGGGUUUUAUGGGUAUGAUUUUUGUUUGAAUUUGUCAAAAGGCUUUUCGUCUUUCGGGACAAGUUAAAUUUUCCAUGUCCUUAAGGGCGAAUUUCGAUUUGAUAGUGUUUGUAUUUUCAUAGUGGUUCAAUCAUAACAUCGGAUUGCGAUCGUGGCAGAAUGAAUCCAAUUUGAUUUCUUUAAUAACAAUUGAAGAAUUUAACUGUGAAAGAGCAAAAUAAAUAAGAAAUAUCUUACUGACGUCAUUAGGUUUAAAAAAUAAUAACUUGGACUUAACAUAAAAUUUGGAAACAAUCUGCCUCUCUGUAUUAAUAUUUGUGCUGUGUUAAGAUUUUUAUUAUCAGCGUCCGAUUGCCAUUGUUUUGUUUUGGAACGUAAGCUUAAUUAACAACAGUGAAAGAUCGACGGUUAAUUGGCGUUAGUUUCUAGCAUGACAAUAUUGAAUUCGGGCCCUUGUUUCUGGGUAUUUCCGUAGAGAAAUUGCUGCUAAUUAGCACACCAAUUGUGGCAGAGACUAAGGCAGAGUUGCAUGAAGCAGAUAUGCAAAGGACGGCUCUGUAGUCAACACUCUCAAAUGUAAAAAAGUCACAUGUGAAUUGUGAUGGUUCACUGCACAUACUAAGCUUAUAUAUAAGCUUAAACUUCUGUAUGGAAACGUAAAAAUGUUGAAAAAAAAAUGAAAACGUGAGCUAUUUAAAAGCAGCAAAAUUUUCUUUUUCCUGCGACUGGCCAAAUAAAAAAAAUAUGUAUGUUAUAAAUCAGGGAAUGUACAUCAUUCCAAAAUGUGAAGGUCACAGUCUAUAUAUAUGCCCUCUCUUGCCAAAGUGUCUGAUUUAUAAAGUUAUAAUUAUUAUUUCUUGCCAUAACAUCAUAUAGUACAGUAAGAGUUUGAACUAAUGUAAUUCGAACAAAUCAUUCUUGUUGUCUUUAGAACUAAUGUCUGGUACUUUUAUCUGUAAUUAUUACAUACAACUAUUGUCCCAAUGCGGAAGGUGUGGAUAUUGUACUGAGAGGCAAAGUGUCAAGUAAAUACAUGUAUCUUGCACUGUGCAUCAACCUUAAGGGUGAUAGUUGUUUUAGUAUUUACUAAAUCAGCUAGAUCAAAAUGGAAAACUAAUUUUUGUUUAAAAAAGAUAACACUUAGUGACAGCUUUCUAUGGUAUAUAGAGGAUGUUAUAUGAGGGUGCGAAGAUAUGCAUUUUAUUUUCGAGUGGCAAAACAAUAUUUUACGAGUGAGGGCAGUGAGUGAGUAAAAUAUUGUUUUUGCCAUGAGAAAAUAAAAUUCAUAUCUUCAAGCCACUGUGUAAUGUUCUUUUCAUUAUAUACACAAAAAGACAUCGAUAAAAUAAUAGAGGGAAAUUACCGAAAUUACGUCAUCGAUAAACUCACAUGUGAGAUUAUGGAAAAUAAUGCACCUAUCAAUGUAAACCCCGGGGGGGGGGGGGGGAGUGCAGGCAAGGGGUGGGGUUUGACAAAUUUUGAAAUUUUUUGAUCAAAUUCCCCAGGGUGGGAAACGAAAGGUCAAUCAAAAGUGUCAAAAAAGCCCCCACCCCAGGGGAAAAAAUCUACACAAACAAUGCUAUAAUACUGUAUAAAACAAAUUAAAAAAACAGUUCAAAAAUACGUCCUUACUAAACGUAAGCUCCGUUAAAUUACUCGCUGUAAUUAAGUAUUUUCUCUCUCCACUAGCAUGUCUUAUUUUGAACAACGCAAUCACUCUAGGAAGAUUGACCGUGCUAUUAUAAUAUUAAUGAAACGUAAAAUGUUUUAUGACAUCUGCUCAACAUGUCGGAACAGGUUGGAUCAGUGACCCGUAAAAAAUCCUCUGACUUUCAUUGUGGAAUUCGAUUUCAAUCGAGUUUUACAAUCAGAUGGGAACUUGAAGAUAAAAACUUUCUCAAAAUAGCUGACAUUAUCUGUUUAGAUGACAGUUUAAAGUAUCGGAUUAUGGCGAUUAAAACAAAUGAAAACUUCACACCUUUCUCCAACAGCGUGACUUUCAGAAAGCCUUGAGGGACGGAUUUGGUAACUGCCUCUGAAUUGAUACCAGGCUUCUGUCGGUCAAAGUCAAAUGUCCCGACCCCGGGGUUGCUUCACACGAUCAAAAGCCCUACAGGGGGGUAGUCUCAGGCAUCAAAUCCCCACCCCUUGCCCGCAUCCCCCCCCACAGGAUUUACAUAGAUAGGUGCAUAAACCACUUGGGUCCUGGAUGUAGUUUUUAUGAAUAUUACGAGUGGUAUAUUUUCCAGUAAAACACUUGUGUCUAUACAAUAAACAUGUUUUAAUGACAGUGUUUUGGGGAUUUGUCGAGUGCAUAAUUUUACCUGCUAGUAAACAACGACAAGCCAAAUGUUGUUGCUUUUCUGGUAAUUGUUGGUAAAGCUGCUUCAUUUGUUGUUUAAGGGUUGGGUUCUAAAAACUGUUGUAAAAUGGGAUGCCAUUGUGACUCCUGUCCCAAAACAGUGAAUAGCUAAGGAUAUUCCAAGUUACAGGAGCCAAUCAAAAUGUGCACAAAUUGCUAUCCACUGGUACGGUAAAUACUAAAUAUUACAUGAAUAAUGCUGUAUAAAGUUAUGCAAUUCUAUUUACUUUUUAGGUAGAAGCAAUUGCCAAAGCUGUCAACAAUAUUGAGUCUGCUGUCAAAGAGAAACACAUCAGAAAUAUCCUUGAAUAAAUAUUAACAAUUGUGUUGCUUAGUGGAGGUGGGUGCCUGGGGUGUCUAGGAACUUCCCUUUUUGGCACAGCCAGCCCCUAGACAGAGCUGUGCCCCUAUGGCUGGCAAACCUGUGCCCUCCAGCCAUGAGACCCCUAACCAAUGGAACCAGGCACCUGUCAUACUGAUUUAUCAGUGGAAAAUAAAGUGGGCGGGACAAGGGAUGGUUGUAAAAAAAUGAUCCAAAGGCUAGAUGAAGAGAAUGGCCGCCAGGAAAACAGUGUAUUGAGCGUACGGAGGUGAUGCAAGCAAGGCUGACCACGCUUGAGCUAAACCAGUGACUGCUGACCACGCCUGUGCUCCUCGUUUUUAACUGUGUUAAAUAAACCUCAUUUAACAACUGCAUCACUUAGUGGAGGUGGGUGGCCAGGAUGUCCAGGGGAUUCCACUUUUGGCACAGCCAUUCCCCAGACAGAGUUACGCCCCGAUGAAUGGCAAACCCGUGCCCUCCAACCAUGAGCCCUGAAGGGACCUCUGAGCUGAACACCAAGCUCAGAGAGAGGGGGCUCAUGGCUGGGAGAAACUUGAGCCCCUACAUGUCAAUCCCAAAGGCACCCACGUACACUGAGCAUGAAGAAACAUACAAAGGCUAAACAAGACCCAAGUGCCAAACGUACGGCGCCGACACCCCAUUAACGCCUGCUUCGCAAGUGGAGGUUGGGUGCCCAUGGGCCAGGGGGCUGUAACCGCAAUACACCCCAAGGUGGACGAGCACCCACAGGCCUACCAACCCGCAACCCAGCCACAAGCCCCUCCACGCCCAGUCCCCCACUAUAGCACCCGUCACACUGAGGCCAGAAGCCCAGUGGAAGUAAAAUGAACAAACCCCCCAAAGAAUAAAUAACUAAAUAAAUAAAUUAGAAAGAAAGCGGAGGGAGGGAGGGGAACUAAGAGAAAUGCUAGGCUACUGGAAUGCCACGCCACGCCAUACUAACAAAGCUUCGAGUACAAUGCAAACACAACGUAGGCACAUGGCCUCCGCAUGCUCCAAAGCGACAUACCGCUGGACAGGAAUCUGCCCCCAUGCUCACGAACAAUGGUAAACGCUACAAACGCAAACAUAGUCACGCAACAAUGCUACAGACAACCAACACGCUACCAAAGAAUGCCAAAAACACCCGAGACCAUAGCUCCUAGUCGUUAGCUACAUUAAAUAUGAUUUAAUGGUAUUAAACGCUACAAACGCUGUAAAAUGGCACAAACAUCCAAUGCUCAACAUCCCAUAAACACUACUAAUGCUGUAAACGCCAAAAGGGUCCAACCCCAAUGCCCCAUCACUCUAAAUGCCAUAAAAUGACCAGCCUUGUACAUAAAAAGUUAGAAUUUUAUUAUGAAUAGCUUGAAGUGCUGUCUAAUUACUCUCAAACCUUCCUUAAUUUUGUUUAUGUGCGAUUAUUGGAACAUGGCACGAGAAAGGUGCAUCAAUUUUCUGGAACUCAUUAGGACGUAUGCCAUUACCUUCACAAGUCAUCAUGUGCUGGAAAGCUAUGUUGGUUAUUCACAAGUUGCUGAGGGAAGGCCAUCCAAAUGUAAGUAUUGGUAAUUUAACUAGUCUUUUAGCUAUUUCAAUAAACAGAAAUAUGUGAAAGACAUCACAGAAAAAAUAUGAUUUAAACUGACUGAAUAUUAGAGAGCUUUAGAUUCUCAUAUGAGGAUGACUACGAGAAUGAGAUUUUCCCAAUACUAAGUUGUGGGCACGUGCGAGCAAGCGUGAUUUUGGCAGGAAAAUGUGAUAGCCAUCGUCAUUCUACCACAUGUUUUAGCGAGAAUGUCGUAGUGGAGAAAACAAGUGAGCAAAUUUUAGGAAUUUUAUCAUUUAGCAAUUGGGAGAGGGCUUUGUUCAACAUCACUGGGUUGGGAGAGAAGGGUAAGAAACCCUUCUCUCUCCCUCUUUCUUUCCUCCUCCUUUUCCCCUCUGCUUUGUCAUACCGAGUUCCGAAAAGCAAUUUUGUUUUUGCAAUGGCCUUAAGACACCCGUAAAUUUAAAACAUCAAUUGAAAGAGCCAAUCUGUAUAUUUACAGCAAUUAGUCUUGUUUCACAUAUGUAUUUUGGAGGAAAAAAAUGGGAUUUAGGAAAGUGAUAAAAAAUGGUAAGAAUGGGAUGUGGGAUUUUUGUGAAAAAGGUGCUGGAAUAUGGAAUCAGAACCCCCCUUCCAGACCCUCUAUCUUUAUCAUCAGUAGUAUUAUUAUAAUUUGCAUGUCCCAGUAAUUAAUAUCCCCCUUUUUUCUAUCUAAACAGGCUCUGAAGGAGUCUCUUAAAUACAAGCAGAUGCUGAAGGAUAUGAAAGAAUUCUGGGUAAUUUAGAUUAAUAUAAGUCAGAAUGAACAAAUAAAUGAAUUGAAAAAAUUUCAAACCUGUACAUUUGUACACAGUAAAAACUUGUGCUUCUCUUUACAUUUAAAAAUUACCAGGUUUUACAGUGCGACUGGGAAAACCGUGAACACUUGAAUCACAGCAAAGAUCAGGACAUACAAACUGGCCACAAAACCACAAACUAAUUAACGUUCUUGCUUUAGUUUUCUCAUGCCUGAUUGGCUUUCCUCUUGCAAGACAAUAACGUUCCAGAAAUAUUUCUAGUGUUCACGGUUUUCCCGGUUUGACUGUAAUAUUGCCCAGGCCUCAGUUGUUCAAAAGGUGGGUAAUGUUAUCCACUGGAUAAAUCUCUUUCCAGUAGAUAACGCUAUUGGUUUCCCUAAUACCUAUAUUGGAUACUGAUUUUUCCGUUGGAUAGCGCUAUCUGACGUUUGAACGACCAGAACCUGGUCUCUGCUUGACUGCACAGGUCACAGGUCAAAAUUAAAUGCGGGUUAAAAUUUUUUAACGUAGGUUGAUUCUCAGUUUCCUUCUAAAUUUUUAAAGGAAAGUAUGAAGCAGAACUAGAAUUUUUUAGAGCUCAUUCAACCAAAUUUCUUCUGUGGUGUAGUGUGGAUAUAUUUCUGGAGUAACUACUAUAGAAUUUGCUUACCUUUACGUAAUAGAUGUUACUGUUCAACAGCCAGAUGAAAUAAUAUUAAAAUUUGUUAAUGUAGUAAUUUUAAACAGAGCUUUUUUAUGUGAACUUCAUUAACUCACUGAGACAAUAAAGUGCAUUUUCUGACUAUCAUAGAAACAUUCCGCAAAAGGUGGCUAUGGUUGGUUAAUUCACUCCUAUCUGGCUGUGAUUGUAGCCAAGUUGGACUUCCAUAAUAAGGUAGGCCGGAAAUCAAUGAAUACAGUAGAAGCUCUGCUAAUGGACACUCUUGUAAGAGGACAGGCUACUUACGGCUGCCUUCCCAAAACUGCCAAGAGUUUUAAAACUCACCAGUAGCUGAUGAAUGGUCUCUGUUGAUGAUCAACAGAGAGCAUUGAUCAGCUAUGAUCGUGCCAUAACAGUAAUAAAAAUAUUGUUGUGAAAUUAUAUUCAAUAAUUUCAAAAAAAUUAUUGUUUAUCUACAGAAUCAAAAUUUUAUGACUUUGCUGCAUGUCAUGUCACACUUGAAUUGGAAUCUGGAACAGAAUUAAUAUUGAUCCAUGAUUACUAUUUCAAUAGUUAAAUAUAAUAAAAAUUCUAAUUUUUUCUAUCUAAUCCUGUGAUUUUGUAGAAUGAGUCAAUUCCAGGCACUCUUCGUAAUAGUGAUGGAGGACCAAUCGUGUAUUCUGGAACAGAUGUCAAUGAUUAGUGAGUACCUAAGACAUAUAAAUGAAGUAUAAUUUAAUCUAUUUUAUAGUGAGAAGUAAAGCUGUCAUUGCUCUGAUCUGUUGAUUUAAGUUUUAUAAAAAGUGUAGUGGUUUCUAAAGGAAGAUAUAUUGGAAAUUAAUAGUAUCUUUCACACACAGCUGUCUGAUAAUAUUUUGUUGAUAUAAUCCUAUCCAUAGUUUUGAGUUGUCAGUAGAUAUAUUUGAUUACCUGGACACAUUGGUGGAUCUCGAGAAAAGAGGUAAGUGAAGGAUCAUUUAAUCACUGACUUUUUUUGUUUGCUGAUCAGACUAAGCUGUUAUAAUUAAACUGGCUUACAAACUGAGCUUCUGACAUUUUAUGGAACUGUUUGGAUUGGUACAUGUAGCUCUUAUCACUUAAGUCAAGUUGCCUACUUUUUAAUCUGUCCACAAAAGCCUGUCCUUGGAUCUGCACAACUUGCAAAUUUUUUGAAACAACUAUUUAAUUUUAGUAACACUUCAAGUAGUAAAUUUUACCGGUUACUACCUGGUAAGGAGAACACUGUGUUGUGUGUUUUACCACCAAAAAAAAAUAAGUUGUCAUACAAUAAAUCAGGUUGUGAACAGGUUUGACGUGGUUGGUAAAAUGUGCAACAUCACUUUUCAACUCAAUUUGCCGUAAUGUUGCAAAACAAGUUGUUGUUUUUAUUGCCCUUUUUACCAAAGCUUCAGGUUGAAUGCUUCCACUUUUAAUUAGGAGGACAUAAUUUUUUAUUUUAACACAGCCAAUUUACCCAGCUAAUAAAACUUUGAAGUUCUUGGAACUAAAAAUAUUCCACUCUUUUACAUUACAUUUUUAAUUUAACUAAUUUCGUGACCUCUCUCCUCCACAGAGGCACAUGUGGUUUAGUUAAGAUCUAUUAAAAUUAUUGCAUCAAAUCUUUGUUUGUAGUAUUUAGCACACUUGAUCCAUUCCGUGCAAGUUCUCAGCUCCAAGCAGUGCAGUGUAGGAUUUGUCCAUUUCCAGUCAUUGUCCAGGUAGUUUAUAUAACUGCUGAACUCUUUCGUUUCAACCAUGAUGUUACGGUGAAAUUAUUUGUCAAGCUAACUUUUAUAUCUGUGGAUGAAAUCCUAUCAUUUUACAAUUUUAAUAAAACCUCUUUGACAGAGCUUUUGAAUAGUUUUAUCUAUGGAUUUUACUUAUUAAAAAGAAAUUUAAUUUUUUUUUGUGAAUUUUUCUUUGACCACAAUAAGGAUUAAAAGGGUUUCUUUAAGUUUUAAAAUUGUAUGUCAAUCAUUCAAAACGUAGUAAAAAAUAAUAAUCUGCCUGCGCUGAUUUGCCAAGUUAUAGUUACAAGUGAAGCUAAGGACAGACUGCCUAUACGGUACUGAUCAAUGAAUUAUACUAUUCGUUACAACCCACCUCUGCAACUGUUUGAUUUUUGAUUUUCAUUUCAAAUUUUCAGGAAUGUGGUGGCUUAUAUGAUAUUGUUGUGGAUAUAAUGUAUAAACUGCAUGCAAGUAAGAUGAGUUGUCACAAUUUUUAUGUCACUGGACUAUCGCAAAUAGAUUUAGUCAGUUACAUUUUGGCUAGUUAAUUCUGUUUUGGUAAUUGGGUCAGCAAUUAGCAUUUGAUAGUUUCAUACCUUUGCGGCAGUAUAUCUGGCUGAUCUAUUUAACCCUUUGUCAAUUAAAUUAUGUGUGAGUCCUUCUUCACUCACAUUUGCCAGUUGAACCUCUCGUACGCGAACACCCAAAAUCGCAGAGUUAGUGGUUGUUUAUGGAAGGUUGCUCCUUCCGACUAAUUGAACUGCUGGUUGGAGGUCUUGCAGAAUAACUCUGGACACUUCUACUUUUUGGACAGAAUGUAUUGCAAGCAUCUUGCUGUUGUUGGUGUUACAGUUUUUGUAAGGGCCUGUUUACAUGGAGGUGGGGGACCCCAGGAAGGUGAGGUAACCUGCUUAGGUAGGCUAACCUGCCUGUUCAUAUAAUCUCCAUUUUAAUUUGAUCUCAUUUACAUGAUAGGUGGGGUGACCCGCCACCUGUUACCUCACCUAUCUGGGGUCCCCCACCUCCAUGUAAACAGGCCCUAAAUCCAUAAAAGUUCUUCCAAUACUCUGAGUAGCAUUAAUUACAUACAAUGAACACAAAGAUCAAACCAUUGUAUCGGGUGGUCGCUUAGUAAUAAAAGCAAUGCAAAAUUAAAAAACUAUGAUCCUAAAAAAUGGUUGCAGUCAUUUAUGUUAUUUACUAGAAGUGCCUGUUUAAAAGAGGUCCCAACUAUCAGUUAUUCACUGAUAUAUGGACAGGUUUUUGGGGAAGCUGUUCUUCUCAAAUACUGAUGAAUGCUUGUAUUAUUAACUUCAUUGUUAAAACGUUUCCUUCACCUGUUUAAGGCUUGCCUGCAGAUACGUUGGUUGGACACCGAGACAGGUUUUACGCCCAUUUUGCAGAGUAAGCUGUUUUUGGUACUUUUUGUAGUUAAAUUUUAACAGUUGUCUUUUUCAAUUCCUUAGAUUUUGAAUUUUUUUCCAUUUUCCUUUUUCAGGCUAAAGAAGUUCUUCUUUGAUGCUGGAAACAUGGCAUAUGUGAAAGCUUUGGUUCCUGUUCCUGUUCUCCCCCAGGUAUACUGGCAAUUAUGUUACCAAGAAAUACAUGUAUUGAUUAUCUUUGUUAGCUUGUAUGCAUUUAUACGUAUAUAUGUAGGGUUCUCAAGAAGCACUAGCUAACCACUGGCAAAAAUCACCAUCUAGGUUAUCACAAAAAAAAAUUCCCAACACUUUUGUCUAAUCAACAAUCAAAACGCUUUUAUCAAGAAAGUGUGGUCAAUUAAAGGUAAUGUCCUUGUGGCUAAAAUUCCUUCCUUGAUCCCACAAAAUGCGCUGAAUUACAAUUUUGAAUUCAAGGCAACCAUCACAUUAAAAUUUUCUUAUAGGGGAUUCCCCAGUGGAAGGGAGGCAACUUCAUUAGCGGCUAUAUACGCCAUGUGAAAGCUGCGCCCCUUGUCUUUCAGUCUUUCUAAUUUAAAUUUUUACUGCCUACUCAGGGUUGUCAUUAAGAGCCGGGGGCCGGGGAUUUUCCCCGGCUACUAAGAGAGUGACCCCCAGCUACUUUUAUUGGAAAAUAGAAGAAAAAUAGAACCACAAGAAAUGCCGAGCUGUUUGAUUCUCUGCCUACUUGUUGUAUUUACCCGGCAACUUGAAAUCUUAGUGACAACCCUGCCUACUUAAUUUUUUCUCCUUCUACCUUACAUUUUGUGGAGGACCCUGCAUGUGGGCAUGUCAAAAAAGAAAUUAAUCAAUCCUUAAUUUUGAAUUGCUUUAUGUCAGAAUCCCCCAUCUUUUACACUGUCUGAUCCCAAACCAGUACUCGCAAGAACUAAAAGUUUUGAAGGACCCCCGCCCAAAUCAGUGCUGACUGAUGACUUUAAACGUCAAAGCCUUAUGGAGCCACUAACUGUUCCCAUGGCAACAGAAUCAUUAGUACAAUCAACUCCCCAGGUAUGUGUCAUCCUAAGUAAAUAGGGAGCUUAAGCAACAACGACAGCGACGGCUGCAAAAAUGUCACUUAAAAAGUGAAAACGCUCUGCGUCAAACUUCAUCGCGCUUAUUCCAUCUUGUUUAACUCAUCAAUUGCUGGGAAUUUUUUCUGGAGGUGAAUACUAAACGAGUGUAACAAAGUUCAGGAAAAGAAAACCAAAGUCUUUGUUUUGAGUUCAUGUCCUCCACAGUACAUGAAAUUAGGCAUUUUCACACCGUAGUCAUGCAGUGCAUGUCAAAGAAAUGUACAAAAAAGCUUGAUGGACAUGCAGAGGUGUUGUUUUGCCAAUCUAGACCUAAUGCUUUUUUGUCGUUCUUGUUGACAUCCUCUCGUCUUUGCUUAAGCUUCCUAACAAAUGGGAGCAAAGGGGUGGUUAAAUUUUACAACUAUUGAUUAAAUCUCAAACACCUUGAGCUAAACGUUUGGUGCUUUGGCACUGCAAGUUGAUUUUUAUUGACUAGGGCUCAAAAAUAAUUAAAAGUUACUGUCUAGCAAAGGUCCGGUCCAGGACAAGUAGAUUUUCUUGCUGGGCAAGUAAGUUUUAAAGAUCACUUGCACAAUGGGCAAGGGUCCAGAAAAGUCAUGCUCUAUUCUAGCAAGCGCGACGAGCAUGACGAGCUUGAAGUGGCCCACCAGGACAAACAAAAUGUGAGAGCUGCUUGCCCAAAGGAAUAGCUGCAUGGAAUUCAAGUUUUUUUGUGAGCCCUGUCAACCAUGGUCUACCUCAGGUGUAUGCUGAUGUUUUGUCAUUCUGUUUUGUAUGUUAAAUAAGACUCCAGAGGCUGAUAUUCUGGGAUUAACUGCAACAGAUGGACCCCAGCCAGAUAACAGGUUUGUCUUUCAGUGAAUACAUAGUUGAUUGAUUUCUUUAAGGACUGUUUCAACACUGUUUGUUUAUGGUUUCAGUGUGGGAGUGUCUAGCUGUUUAAAAAUAGCCUAUCUGUAGGGUUAAACUGAAGGAGAACAGCACUUAUUUUAUUCAGAGUCUUGAGAGUGAUAUACAUUGAUUCUUGAAUUAUUUUUCUUUGACUCCUAAGAAGUUUUCUAUUCUAUACUUAAAAUAUUUGUAAUUUCCGACAAACUUUUGAACCAUCUAACCCAUGGUGUAAUUCUGUUUUAGAGACUUCAUAAUAUAUCAGCUUCGCCAGGAAAUAGCACAAUUGAAGCUGGCUCUUGAACGGCAGGAACAAGAAGUAAGUUCCUUUUGGAGUAACAGGAUUACAGUCAUUUCUGACUUACAUGUACAAGCAAUGAAAGAGAAAAACUCUGAAAAGGAUUUUUUAUGGACAUUGAUUUUGUCUAGUGGUUUAUAACCAGUAAGUGUACAUGUAAUUUCUUCUGUUUUGUUUGUCCUUAGGCAAAAGCCAUUGAAGAUUCUCUCCGUUCGCAGAUUGCCAGGGUAAGUUAUAACCCUUUUAUCCCUAGCUAUAUAUAGGGUGAUCAACUUCUAACUUCUCCCUGUAGUACCACUGCUAAAACAAUCAUGAAGGUUGCGAGAAUAAAGAAAAUGAUCAACAAGUGAAAAAGGGCUUGAUUGUUAAACGUUCUCCUCAGUAAGAAAAUACUAAUCGGGAGUGUAUGGAGAAAUGUGUGGAGAAUAUCCAUACUGAUAUUUGGGAUAAAUGCAUACAAUGUAUGUGGGAAUUGCAUUUUUGUGGGCUUUUAGAAAGAGUAACUUCAGUUGGUACAUGUUACAGUUUGUUCUGAAUUCUUGUUUUUCUUGUGUUUUUAAGCUAACAGAUGAAUUGGAUGAGUAUAAGACAAUUGCAGAAAAGACCUGUGAGGUAAAUAAAUGCAUUGUUUUGUUGUCUUAUAUUUACUGUGAGCUUUCCAAAUGAUCUCCAUUUUUAAGGAUUGAAAAAAAAAAAAAAGGACAAAAAUAGCUCUGAUAAGGUGGAAAAAUAAACUGCCACCUGGUUAGCUCAGUUGGGAGAGUGCUGGUCGGCUGAGUGGGAGGUCGCAGGUUCAAACCCUGGCCGGAACAACACUCAGGGUCUAUAAACAACUGAGAAGAUUAAUUUAGUGCUGCCUUUGUAAUGACAUCUGCAAAUGGUUAGAUUAUUUUGUCUUCUCGGAUAAGGAAGAAAAAUCGUAGGUCCUGUCUCACAGCACUUUCACUGAUCUGUUCAUGUGGGAUGUAAAAGAAUCCACACCACUGUUCGAAAAAAAAUAAGGGGAUGUAGACCUGGGUGGUGUGGCCAGGUUGUGUGGUCAGGUUGUGGGAUUGGGUAGGGAUGGCACCUCACAUGGGACCUAUUAGUCCUGUUUGUGUUAGCCUGUUCCAGGCGUUCAGAUAGUGGGAGCAUUGCGAAGUCAAAAGGAGUGCGAAAAAAUAAAAGCUAAGGAGGAGGAGUCCCCCUCUACUUUUCAUCGCUUUCUUUACUUCGCACUGCUCUGCACUAUCUGAAUGCUUGGAACAGGCUAUGUUUGUGCCCAUUCCCUGUGGGCAGGCCUGUGUCCAGUAAAGCUGGUAAAAUAAAAUGUCAUCACACUGGCAACAGCAGUGCAGCAAGUCACCCUGACAAGGGUUUUCCUCAUCUACAUCCUAAGCUUCUUAGACGAGGCUGGGGAGAUUUGCUUGCUCAUGGGGGUCAAAGGCCAAAAAAAAUUUCAAACCAUACAGAAACUGUUGAAGAAGUCUAUGCCAGUCUUGUUUUUAGAAAAAAAACUGAUUACUGAACAAGAUACAAUGUAAUAUUAUUAUUAUUUAAUAUUAUGAUAUAUUUAUUAUUUCCAUACUUUUUAGGAAAAUGUACUUCUGAGAAAAGAUCUGGAGAGUAAAGAUGAUGACAAGAAAGGUAAAAUGUUGAUUUGAUUAUUUUUAUUUAUUUGAACAUGUUUGAAAAGAAUGGUGGGAAAUCAUCUAGUACCCAGUUCAGGGUUGUCCUUAAGAUUCCCAGUUGCUGGGUAUAUGCAAGCCAUUAUUUUAAAGUGCUACAUGAAAGCCUUUUUGAAUUCCAAAAGGCUUUUGAAUCAUAGAGAAGGGCUUUUAAAAAAUAAAUACGUAUAAUAGCCGUCAAUUAAUGUUUCAGAUUGGAGCUCUAAGAGUGCUUCUAAAGUGCAUCCAUUUCACCAUUUUUGAGCCUGCAAAGUUCUCAGCGGUUAACAAAUGAAUAAUAAAUAAAUAAAUAAUGAUUUGGAGGUAGCACAUCCACAAAGUGGUUAUUUGUCUACCUCAUUCCUGGUCGAAUUGGAAUUUGGAAAUGUUGGUUUUUGAGGAGAGGGGAAAACUGGAGUACCCGGAGAAAAACCUCUCGGAGCAAAGGAGAGAACCAACAACAAACUCAACCCACAUAUGGCCUCGACGCCAGGAUUUGAACUCGAGCCACAUUGGUGGAAGGUGAGCGCUCUCACCACUGCGCCAUCCCUUGCUCCCUAGCACUUGUGACGUAACAUGGUUACAGUUUUGUUUUACAGAUUUGUUUUUCGAUAUCUAAAAACUCCUAAUUAUUAUCUCCAUGGUAGGUGGCGCACUGUUUCUUGUCAAGGACUUGCCCUCAAAGUGUCAGAUUUGAAUCUCUUUACACUGACAAUAAUAUUACUGAAUUUUGUGUUUCUUACCUCCCCAAAUGAAACACUACGGUUUGUUUAAAUUCCAGCCCCUUUAAUUUGUCUAAUUUUUAAGAAGGGGUGGAGAAAUAAAAAAAAGAUAAAGCAUCAGUUUAUUGACUGAAAGUGUCUUUUACUCCAUUUUUGAUAGCUCGUAUUCACUGAGAUUUCUUUACAUCUUUCUGUAACUUCAGAUCAAAAAGGGACAUCAGAAGAAAAGUUUAACAAACUGAAAGGAAUGUAUGGAAAACUCAGAGAAGAACACAUUCAGCUGUUAAGAACUGUAGGUUGAAUACUCUUUUUGUUAUUUUAAGGAACAUUUCUUUACAGAGAGAAAGUUUAUUGGCAAUAUGUACUCUAUCUUCUUGAAAAUAUUGGUGAGUUUUCUGUUUGUUAAUUCAAACCUUCCUUUUUUCUCCACGUUUCUUACCAAAAUCUGGAAUAAUGACCCCCUUGUUUGAACCUUUACUGUUGAUAAAAUUUGUCAUCUAAUAGAAUUGUUAGUAUUAAUCUAUCGUGAUUCCUUUUUCUAGAAUGCGGAAGUGAAGCAAAAACUAAGUGGCUAUGAACGGGAAAAAGAGGUAACUGGUAUUAAUAAAUGAAUGGUUACUUGGUAAUUAGGGACCAAAAAAUCAAACACACAGAAACGAAUGAGAGAAAUGAUUGGUGUUAUUUCUCUGUAGUGUUAAUUGUGGUUAUAAUUCCAAGACAAAAGGAAAAUAACAAAUAAAACUGAUCCUAUGGAGUUUUUUUACUCCUCCCCCCCCGUUCCCCUCCUUCCUGCCCCCCCCUCCACCCCCUUCCAAGGAGUUAAACCACAACAGAUCUCGUUACUCUGGAUCUCUGGUGUCGUCAUCCUUGCAGGCAUUAGAUACCAUUUCUAGUGCAGCUUUACGGUCAUCACGCCACCAAGAAGUCGACUUGCCAACAACGAAUAACUCUGAAAUAAUUAACACGGAUAAAUAGUUAUGAUUACUUGCCUAAGAUUUUUACUUUUUCGUGAAGCUUAUUCGAAUUUGAAGUCGACCCAAAGACAAAUCUGUCGAUCCUAAUUGACGAUACUACGGUCAAAUUUCUCAUGCUCUUAAUGCUCUAAAUACUGGUUAUAGGUUCGUUGAAUGAAAGCUUUGACAUUUACCCUUAGGAGAAAAUUCCUGCUCAUGAAAGUUCUUUUCGAUUGUUGUGUAUAAUUGGGACUUUUUAAAACACUAAAGCUAAGUUCUAUCUUUGGUGGCAAUUUCGCUGGUGGCGAGAUGGUUUGAUGGUGAGAUGUUUUGAUACCCUAGUGCAACAUUCUCUUCAUCUAAAUGUGACAUGUUUGUUUGCCUUUUUUGGGAAUACAAUUCAAAGAAGAUCGAGAAGGAUACUGAUCACGGCCCAGCUUGAAUGAUAAUAAGUAGGCAUAAAACAUGUAACUUGUAUAUAAUUUUUUUUUCCAGGAAUUAAACCAAGCAAAUGAGAAACUCCAACAGGAAGUAGAUGACAAGGUAAACAAGUUUUUGAAUAUAGUACCGAACAAUUCUUUUUUCGUGGAUAAUUAAUAGCAAAAAUUGCAUUGGCAAGAUACAAUUUUAACAUAAGUAACUCAAUAGUUUUUAUUUACAAAUAAAUUCGACCCACCCUGUUUACUUUUGUAAUAAUUAAACAGUGGUUCUGGAAAGUACAGGUUACUUAAAACAAUGAUGUGGAAAGUGUCAGUAUUUGACUGCCUUGCUUGUAGGACUGGUCAUAAUAUUGAGGAAUGAGCUUUCAAAAGCUUAAUUUUAAAAGCUUAAUAAUGCAUAACUGUCUAAGGAGAAUAGGAUUCCUUCUGCAUAGGAGGGACGUUUUGCUUCACUAGAAAAUUUCAUUGUAGAUUAUAUUGUAAUAAGAAAUUUGUAGGUAGGUAAUGCUUGCCUGACAGUUGUAUUUCCUGUACUUUUCAUGCAAGAAUCCUCAAAACGUUACACUGUAGCUUCUGUUAGUGAUAUAAAUGUGCGUGUUUUUUUCUCGUAGUCAACAGAACUUCUGCAAGUAUUUCAAAAAGUCGAAAUGGCUGAACAAACUGGAAAGGUAUUAUUUUAAAGAAGAUGUAUGUAAGGGCAGAGCAACUCAGUAUAUACAAGAAUGCUGUAUUUUGAAAGUUAUUCCAUAGUCUGACCUAGUUAUAACUUUUUUUUUGGUUUUGUAAGGUUUAACGUUUUCCGCCGUAGUAGUGAUCAGUAUCUUAUUAUCCUCAGAAAAAUACGUUGCACUGAUUUCUAGACAAAUUCUGCUUAUGGACAUCUUAGCAAAAUGUAUGGAGCACGUUGUAGAGAAUCUAGGUGCUGAAAAGAGGGAUUAAAUAGUCAAAGCAGCCUAUAAGUACAGUAUGUAGCAUGUAGACAAACUCUCCACCUCCCAAUCUCUAGCAGCUUGCUUUGUUCCACGCUCGUGAUGCAUAAAAGGUAAGCUUGCUACCAGGCUACGAAAAUGAAACUGAAAAUAUUUAACUCGAGCGAUAUCGCUUUUUUUUUCUGAUUCAGAGAGCUGGAAAUGAGGUUGAAAGGCUGGCAAAAGAGCAUAAUGAGAAGGUAUUGUUUUUAUGUAAGAGUUAGAAUUUUUUUUUUGACGAAGUAUGUAGGGGGUACUGGAGGCCAUGUCGUUGGUAGCAUGGGAACCAUCCUGGAAGGUAUUCAAAUUUAAUAUCUGUCUUUUUCAAAAAUUGAACAGUAACGCUCGGAGGCUUUGCUCAUUUUUGCCAUUUAGACGGUAAGUUCUCUUACCAAAGCAAUGUUUUGUAGCGAGUACUUGGUAAAACUAGACAAAUUGAACUAGACUUCUUUGGUUAAAUCCCUUUAAUACCACGAACUUAACUGGUAAAGCUAUUCAAGAAGAUCCUGGGACAACUACUACCUCACGACCUCGUAGAGCAGUCAUUCUGUCGUAACAGACACCUCUGUAAGACGGACACCCAGAAAUGGUCCCUGCCUUUUUUUCGUCUUUUUCGCUGACUGUCUACAAUAAAGGUGUCUGUCUUACAAAGAGGUGAUUAGAGCCUUAUGAAAAGUAUAUGAAAAUAAUAAUAAUUAAAAAACAUAAAGUCCACGACAGUGUUGUGUUCUUUACUUUUCUACAAUAGCUUAGCCACGCCAUCUUGUUUGCCAAGGUGAAAAUCUAACUUUUUUGUUUUGAUUUUACUCCUUUAAAGAUCGCUUCUCUAAUGGACGAGUUAGAAACGCUAAAGAAAGAAAAGAGUGAUACAGAAGAAGCAAGGAAAAUAACUGAAGCACACAUCGAAUCAAUGAAAAAAGAUCAUGAAGAAAAGGUCUUUGAUACUUUUCUAUUACCUAGCUUUUUUAUAUUUAGACUUCAUCCACUUCGUUUUAAAACCACACGAGACGCUGUCGAAGCACAGACGUGCUUGUCGCCAUGUACAUGUACUCAAGCCCUCAACACCUUCAACAAAACCUUCGUUCAUGUGUAGCAGGGCAUGCGCAUUCCCUGCUAGCAGAGUUCUCUUUUCCCUUAGUGGUAUUCGCGGAACAGCCGAAUACCAGAGAAAAGAGGCCUCUGAAAGUAGGGAAGCAUGCACACUUCUAACUUGCUCAUCGUUUAAUUACUCGGAGGAUAUGGGGCACCACGGAGCUCUCAAAACGAGUUGAAGUUCGUUCUUAAAAGUCCAGAGCUCAACUUAACUCGAGCCGCAGCCAUGCUUAUCGAGGGCCAACUGUCUACCUCCUCUCAGACGGAAUUUUGAACUCUGUUGUGCUUAGUAUGGAUUCAUUUUUUUAAACCGUACUAGGGAUUUUUUCGCGUUUACCUUUAGGUUAAGCAAGGAGAUUCUAAUGGAGUGUGUGACGUAACCCUCUUUGUAUCGAGGAACUUGAGACGAUGAUACCAAUGAAAGGGUCUGGAUAUCAACUCUCGUUACGUGCUACGUGUUAUAUCCUUUAUUGUUUUCAGGUUGCAGCCCUUCAGAGUGAUCUAACAAAUGUUCAAAAAGGAAGAACAGAUGAAGAAGCAGCUAAAAGAACUGCGGAGGAAGCAAUUGAGAGGGAAAGAAAUGAAAAUAAGGAAAAGGUUGGUGUGUUUAAGACUACAGUUACGUUUAGUCAUACUGUACUUGGUUGUCAUCGAUAAAGGCAGAUACGGUCAUAUAAGCUUCUUUGGACAAAAUAAAAAUGUACUAGGACAGGGGCGGAUCUAGGGGGAGGGUGCAGGGGGUGCGCACCCCCGCCCCCUGAGAUGACCUGCUGUUUUCUAGUAUAACUGGUAUUCUGCAAAAAAAAACUAUGUGGUUUAUUGGUGUUGAAGUAGAGCAAGACACGACUGCACCCCCUCCUAAAAAAAAUCCUCGAUCGGCCCCUGUAGGAGUAAUUUUUUUCCGAUUGCUGAAUGUUAAAACACGUAAUAACAUUCAUCUUGGUACAUCACAUGAAACGCAUCGAGAUGCGGAUGUUACUUAGUUGUGCCAUCGCUGUUUCCUUGGACAGGAAACUUUGCCCCACCUUGUCUGUCGUAUGCUCUUUUUUUCGUAAAACUAGAAGUUGUACUAUAAGCAGACUUCAAAACAGUCGAUAUUUUUUAGUAGGUCAUUUGAAAACCCGAUUUCGAGUAAAAAAACUACUUUUUUUGCAGUCCACGAAAAGACAUAAUCUCUUUGUUAAACGUUUUUUAAGGACUUACGCUAGAAACAGACUAAAAAGCAACGUUAUUCUCCUUUUAAGAUUUCGUCUCUUAUGCUUGAGCUGGAGAAAUUGAAGAAGGAAAAGACUGAAACAGAACUUGCCAGAAAAACAGCAGAGGACCAGGUGGAAUCAACGAGAAAAGAUCAUGAAGCAAAGGUUCAUAUUUUCGUUACGUUUACAGACUUGAUAAACGGAGACAAUUACUAACGACCAGUAAGAUUUUGUUGUUGUUGUUUUUUCCUAAAAAAAUUUAGUAAAUUCCAUACACAGUUAUUUACCGUAACAAUACGGUUAUAGUGCAAUUUGUCGGUAGGUUAUUUUAUAGCCUGAAAUGUGCUUAAAACACAUGUCUUGAUAGGCAUAGUUUUCACCGAUAUGAUGGGUACGAUCACUGGAAAAAGUAGUACAAUGUUAUUGUUACAAUUUCACGAAUGCUUUUUCAUAUCAUUCACUACUUGACUGUCUAUUAUGUAUGCACUAGGUUACUGAGUUGGAAAAACAAAGACAAGAAGAGCUUAUGAAGGAAAAUCAAGAUCUUGUUGGUAAGGUUUGUUAAGUCUGUUGCUUUGCGUAAUACGGACAACGUUUCUUCGUAAAAUUUUGUACGCAACUAUCUAAAGGCCCGUUUACUCCGGAAAAUUGUUUGGUGAGAUUUUAAUAAGAUUUCUGGCCGAUUUGUUUGCGAUUGUUCGAUCUUUAUGUAGCGGUUGACAGUCCGUGCGACCUAUGAUUUUCAGGUAUGGCUAUAGAGACAGCCGAAAGAGCAAUACAAGACACACUGGACCAGUUUGCGAAUCCAAAACACAGUUCAACGACGUGCACAGCAGGUACAAACCAACAUCCUUUAUUUGUAGUGUUCGGUUUCUCCUAGACACCAUAAGAGCUAGAAGACCUCUUAGAUUGAAAACAAAAGACGGUAUCUUAAUGUCAGGACGUUGGUGUCAUAGUUCAGCUCAUCAAAAAUGUUGGGGAGACUGGGCACCAGGGGGUACUUACCAUUUAGGUGGAAAACCCGGAUGUUUCUGUUGGAAAAUCAAAUGGCUUCCACCAUUCCGGUUGCGAAGCUUCAGAAAACAUGGGCUGUGAUUUGAAGCGAUGCAAUUUUUCUACUCUUUUCAGUCUUUUCAUCUGGUUUGGAUAUGCUUUGUAACGGAUCGUUCUCCCACCACGUCAAAUUUUAUAGUUUUAUGUUUAUGCACAACAUUUUCACCCAGGUGAUUUUUGAAAAUGGUAAUUCCGGGUCUUGUUGCUGAGAUUUUUGGGAUCUUAUAGUUACCAAUAUUGGCUUAUUGGUGCCUUUGCGUCAAUCAUCAAUCCCAAGGAAAAUCCUAGGGCUGAUGGCUGGUGCUUAAUUUUCUGAAGUUCCUGGUCAGGAAGAUAAGUUUGGAGUGUCAAGCUUUCCCUCUCAAAACCCCGUGUAACAACGGUGGUUGAUGGAGCCGGCCGAAGUUUCUUGCUUAAAUAGAAAAAAAGUAGAAAAACACGAAAUUGAUAGCUCAGUUUGUUCUUACUUUAUAACUGUAAAAAGGUAGGUCAGUAAAAUUUUCGUAUCCUUUGAUUCAGCUUGUUUUUAUUUCUUUAUUUUUGCGUGAUUUUUUUUCUUUUCAGAUUAUUUGUUAAGCAGAAUUGAAAAUCUUCCAGGAGUUGUUGAUGAGCUUAAUUCAAAGUUUACUUCUUACCAGCAAGAUUACAAAGGUGCGAGCUCAAGUGUCUAAAGCUAAGUUAUCAUUUUCAGGAAAUGCUUGUCUUUGAAAUUUACUGUUUGAUAAUAUCUAAAAUGUCUUAGAUAUUCUACAUAAAUCAUUAAUAAGUGUCUUAAAUCAUGGCUGUUUUUUUUGUUCAUAUUUAGGCGCAGCUCCAUGUGCCUGCUGUAUUGGGUCAUUCUCACAUCAGCUCAGCGAAUGUAUUCUGAACGCUAAGGCUACCUCACACAUGGCUCCCACUCAAGAAUCCGCAGGUCAGCGGUACAAUAGGAAUCAUAUAUGAAGUACCUACCAUGCUAACAGGACAUUUGCCCAUUACCUUAAGCCGCUUUUGCAAAGCUUAUUCUGGUUCUCAUCCUUUCUUAUGAAAAUGUCUUUUCUUUCACAUGCAAAUAAAAGUGAUUUUCGUACGAGUUGUCGUGCACCAAGCCUCUCUUGUAUCAAGAGCCUUAGUAAUAGUGCAACUCGUAAAUUGUCCAUUUUUUCCGUUUUCAUGCUUUCAAUUUUGUCCCGGCGUUCAUCCACAACAAAAUGAGAAAAAUAGUGCAGUGAAAACGGAGAUUACGUGACUGAUCGAUCCCAUUCAAGUAAAAUACCUUAACGUGAAAAGGUGAAAAUAUUGAAGAUAGGAGGAAAACUUUAUAGUAUGGAUGUGAAGGAGGAGGGAUUGUUUAAAAAAGGACCUUUGUGGACAGAAUUCACUCGAGUCUUCAGGAUUUGAUCUACAGAUGUGAGAGUUGACAUCUUAUUAUUUUGUGGGAUUUUGACUUUGAAGACAGAGAUUAACUUGUAUUCCGCUGAGCCGUGUUAAAAUGAUUUUCUUCUCCAUUUUGUAGAUCUUCAGUCAUUUAGUGUGUCAGCUGGCAGGGAGUCACUGGAAUUGUUAGCACUUUAUAAGCAAACCAAUCCAGGUCAGCAAUUUACUGAACAUAAUCUUAGUCAAACAAGUAGUUUGGUUCCAAUUCUUGGUUGUGUUGCGUGAUAUUGUACCUAGCUAGAAGCGUUCUAACGCUACAUUGCAACAGCUGCCAACCUUUUGUGGACACUUGGUGAUAGUAACCUUCCUUUCUUUUGACAAAAGAUUGUGUUAUGUCGGUCACAGCAAUUGUUUGAAUGUUUGGUUAUUACAUGUUCGUCUGUUUGUUGCUCUUGUAGAUCCAAAUGCUAUUGCUGAUAAAGUCAAUUCCGUUAAAAAGCAGAUCACCGACAUCAUCAAAGUAGCUGAGGUGAGUCCAUCUUGGUUAUAUUAGCUAGGGAAGUGGAUAAAAGUGGUGUACAGAUACAAGACCCACCCCCUCCGCGAAAAGACUGGUUGUUUCUUUGUGUAUCAUGAUUUUAUUUGCGUACUAACAAGUUUAAUUGAUUUUAUGAACAGGCUCUUGCACCUAAAGAGAAGGAUAACAUGGACAGUAUUGGUGGUGAAGUCGAGGAUGAAAUAAAUGCCACUGCUGAGGUGAGAUAGAUCUCCUUUUUGCGGUGGUUGUUUUAAGUCUUUGUGUUUUUCGUCAACCAUCUGAGAUUUCUUUUGUCAUAUUUUAGCUUGUCGCAGAUUCAGCAGCCAGAAUUGAGGUAAAUAUCUACCUAACAUCCGCCUAAUUUAUUCUUAUAUGUCUUGAAGGUUUCUGUAAUUCCCAGUUUGGCUUUGUUGGAUGGUCAUAUCUAGGGGAAGGUUGUUCGUCCUUUGGUAGCGUUUAUUUUACAGUAAUCUUUUCUGCAAUGCGUAUUUCCGCCUUUUUGUCAGCCAGUCAAAAUUUGGGACGUGCAGUUGGUUCAAAUUCAUAUUUUGGAUCAAUUCCUGCUUUGUUGCCUGUUCUUAGCUUUUAGAUUCGGUGGAAAUUUACGACCAAAGUUCUUCUUAGAAAACAACUUUUGUUAGAAAUUCCACCUUUCGCCCUUACUAUAUAUAUUUUUGUUAAUUUCAGGAAAUGAUCAACAAGUCGCGGGAAAAAUACACUGGUGUUCAACUUGAAGUAAAUGGAAGGUAUGUACUUCUAUUUUUAAUGAAGCGGUAAAAUAAUGUGGAACCUUUUUUAUCACUCAGAAGUUUUGAUCAGCCUAGACAUCAUUACGUCACGUGCCGAUAAUUGCCUUUUGAAUAAUUGCCUACGGACAAUGAUCUGCUCAGGCGCAAAAGAGACAAAAAAAAGUUGUGUUCCUUUGUUUUGCUGAAAACAAUGCCCUGCAAAUAGAGUGAAGAAAAGCAAUGAAAUAGUCAGUAUUUUGAAAUUUGCGAAGGAGAAGUUUGUUUGACACAUGUUCUGUCUUCUCUUUACAGAAUUCUAGAUUCCUGCACUGCAUUGAUGGAGGUAACUAAUUUAUAACUUAUUUUUGCAACAUGAGAAGAACUGUGAUAUGAAACGAAUGUUGUCAACGACGUAAGAAAAACUGUCGCAUAGUUCUGUACAUUCUUCCCGGGAGGGGGGUGUUCUCCCUCAUAUGACCUUUAUGGGGAUGUACCACUGGACAGUGUAUGGUUUUUGUCCUCUCUGUCCUAAACAGGGUAUAUAAUUUUGGGUGCCUGCACGAUUAUUUUAGUUGCUUGCUGAAAUUUCUUUGUACUCCAAGAAUACAAAAGCAAUGGCCACAACGUGAAUUAGUUCUAUUGUGCAAUGCCAAUAAGUGGCUUUAAAAUAAGACGAAGUGCAUUUGGUCGCUUGUCCUAAAAGGGGCAAUAAACUUGAAGUUGUUGUCUUAAACAGGGUAUUUAUUUUAGGAUUUUUUUCCUAAACAGGGUCAUGGUUUUAAACCCUCACCUAUAACCAAAUUCUGUUCGAGUACCCUCCCCCACGGGACAUUCUUUCAGUUUUUAGGUGUGGGCGAGAAAAUUAGAGCCGUAUUGUAUCACAUUUACAGACAAAACAGUUUGUUUAGUAGGCGUCUGGGUUCGAGCCUUCGGCUGUACGAUCGCGUCGUUUCGCUAGACAAUAAGCUUUGUUUUACCUCGUCCUCUCUUUAAUCAUACUGCUGGGGUGAAGGAUGAUACUUCGAUAGGUUAGCUCCUCGUGUAGGGCGGCGUAUUGGAACGUGAAGCUGGUUUAUGUCUGUAGAAAACGGGAUGAGCCUUGGCUACGUGUUAGACAGUAAUGCCAACUGUACCCUUUCCUUACGUUACUAAAGAGGGUAACUAAGAAAUUAAUCAACGGGUAUUCGAAAGACGUAAAAGCGAAUAUUUUUACGUAUCAUAUCUAACCUCAGACGUUUGCUCUCAAGUAUCUCACAAUCUUCAGCAAAUGGUGUUGGCUGUUGCAUCUUUAUUCAGUAUUCUUUUUUGAAUAGAGGUCGGGGAUUAAUGUUUCCCUUAUGUGCAACCAUUUUUUUCCACGUGACCGAACUGAAGUCAGGUGACGACACUUGAGCUAUCUUUAUUCGUUAAAUAUAGGCCGAGACAGGACUGAAUGCACUGUUGUUAGAAACAAACCUUUGAGCUUAGAUUUAUUAUAUCAAAUAAGUAUAACUAAGCUAUUGUACGCGCUUUGACUGCAAUACCUAUUUUCAACAAUAUUAGCCUCAUGAAACCCAAACUUUACAUGUUAAGUAUAUCAUUUUUGAAGGUUUAAUAUUUCAGACAUUCAGCUGAAAGAAAUGAGGAUGUUACAAAAACGGGGAUCGGGGAACGGGAAAAAUGGAAACAAAACAUAACUUUAACCAUAUCCUUACCUUCAUUACCUCUACUGUGUUUUGCUCCCAUUUUUUCAUUUUAUCGUUCCUGGUGCUUGUUACCCCUUUCCUGAUUCCAGUUCCCCGUUUUAGUAACAUCCUAAGAAAGAAAGGUACCAUAUUACUUAAAUUGUAAUUUGCAUAUGAUUUCAGGCAAUAAAGAAGUUAAUAAUGAAGUCCAAAGUGUUACAAAAGGAGAUUGUCGACGAAGGCAGGGUGCGUAUUACAAAUUUACAAGAUAAACUGCCAAUAAAGUACAAAAACGCCUCGGUGACCUGACCAACCCUACAUGGUUGGCCCAAAGGAGAAAACUGGCCUCAUCAGGAGAAUUAAACAACUUUGCACGCCACUGAUUCUUGUCAUUUGUUUUUCAGGGUCAAGCUACAGCAAAAGAGUUUUACAAGCGCCAUCACCGCUGGACUGAGGGGCUCAUAUCAGCAGCUAAGGCAGUAGGGUGGGGAGCCAAGGUGCUCGUGUAAGUACAGAAUUUUAAUUUCCGCAUGAUUGUCGUAUACGGUGGUUUUUUGUGACCUGCUUUAGAACUUAACGAAACAACUACGUUCCGUUGUGAAGAACCGCGAAAUAUAGCGGUCUCAGUUAUUUUUCAAAGAUUUGCGAUUUUUACCAAUCAAUAUUUUUGAAAUAGCAGCGUCUACUGGUCCGGUUUUUGUGUGUAAAAUGCUGACAAAACAUUAGGACGAGUUGUAGCUCUCAAUACGAUCUGAUUUAGUGCUUCUCUAGAAGUUUUUUCAGAUUAGUUAUUUGAGUCAUCUUCAAAAGAUGAUCUUGCAAAAGAGUGAAUCUUAAUGUUAUUUUCAUUAAAGCGACUCUGCUGAUAAAGUUGUUCAAGGGCAAGGCAAAUUUGAAGAGAUCGUAGUGGCUUCCAAUGAGAUCACAGCAAGCACUGUUCAGCUGGUGAGUAAAACUACAGUGUAUUAGAGACUUUUGUUUAGGUUUGAGGCUUAUGAACACUGCCAAGGCCCUUCCCUUCGCCUCUGCACACGGACAAUCUCAACCAGAAGGCAUUGUUGUGUUAUUCAUAAUCAGCAAAUGCAAACGAACUGUAAGGAAUACAAACCAUUAACAUUCCCAAAGCAACAGAAAAGGGCGGGUCGUAGUCUUUUCUACGUAUUAAGGGACCGGGUGGUGUCUUUUAAGUGUUUUCCCAGGGAUGAACUUUCUGCCUGCUCGUGACCUCUCUUUAGGUACCUGUGACAUUUGUAACAACUGUGAGCUCGUACCUCCCUGAUCCUCGGGGAAAACAUCUCUGGUAAUAAAUCCUACUGUCUCUUGGUGUUUUGAUAUUACUGAAUUUAAGUAAUUCUCAUUUCUUUCAUCUGUUGGUUGAUGUAGGUAGCAGCGUCUAGAGUGAAGGCUCGACAAGCGAGCACUGCGUUAUCAGGACUACAGGGGGCCUCUAGAAAUGGUUUGUUUCAGUUACUGACUUAAAAUGUAUCUUUAUUGCAACCCCCCCCCCCCCUCGCCACAUUUAUACACAGCACUAACCGCUUGUUUUCUUCUGGUCUCUUAACCUCCGCUCAAAAUGUUCUUUCCCCAAGGGACUUUCCCCUGUUCCUGUACCGCGUUCAAACGCUACAUUUGUCAGGAUCCCUUCAUUUACAUUAACGCUUUUGUGUAGUCGGAAAAUGUAAGGUAAUGUAGUAAUUGCAACAAAGAUAAAACUAUAGUUCAAAGUUAUUAGACCUGACCUUGUUUAUUCAAUGGACAUUUGAAUGCCCCCUUUCUCAAAAAAGAGAAAAAUUUCGGUAGUUCUUCGGGAAGGUAAGACUCAGAACAUUGUUGAUGGAAAGUAUUCAACCGUAUUUCCGCUGUAUCGGACACUGCGCUAACAUUAUUUGAAAUAAGCAGGUUUCUUAUUUUCUUAUUUCUUGAGUUGUAUCUGUUCAGUACGCGUGAUUUCAAUGUGGAAUUUUAUGAUCUGUUUCAGUUGUCGAGUCUGCUGCCGGUGUGGUAGCAUCUGCGAAGACUGGAGCUGAAAUGAUUGAAGACAGCAGUAAGUUAUUUUUAUUUCCACCUGACCAUCCACCCGGAACCUUGCGCGCUUAUUUUCAAACUUUACUACUUGUGACCAUCAUGACCAAGUUCUACUUAAGCAGUUGUCAAUCAUAGAACCAAAUUUCGAGUCACCCGUUCGGCAUUGAACAGCAGUUAAGUACUGCUCUCAAGCUCUCAUUUGAAAGUUCAGUUUCGAGUAGAAACGGGAAAACAAUACCCUUAGCCCAGUGUCUGGAUUUUCGAAGACAUCCUAAGUUGUCUACCUAAUGUAGGCACUUGUUAGGAAACAAGACGUGGAAUAUAUAUAUAUUGACUUGAGAGGGGAUAGUGUUUCAGUCCAGCGCUUGGCCAAUACAUUUUCUUCACUAGGUCUAUUAGGAGGAUGGUUCUCCUGCUCCUCAUAUUAUACUUGUUAAGGUCAGUCCCUUAGCUCUUGUAGACUAGUGUGUAAGCUCGCAAACUCCCUGCAAUGUUUUUUUCCGUAGAAGCUGUUCCAGAUUAUUCCAAGCUCACUCUCACGCAAGCAAAGAGACUGGAAAUGGAGUCUCAGGUGCGUAAAUCUCAUUUUAACCUUGUCACUUUUAACAGUGGUCAACUUGAAAAUUUAUUAAACAAACUUCUAAACUUCUUUUGUAAAAUCCAAAGAAUAAAAUUGUUCUAUGCAAAUGAUCCGCCAGCGACGUUUUAUAGUAUAUGAAUGGUAACACUACAGAGUUUUGCAAAUGCAUUCCAAAGUUAGAAUAACUUAUCAUCUCACCAUGACUCAGUCUAGGACUGAAAGGGUCAAUCAACCCCUCUUCUUUCUACAGUUGUAAAAAUAAAAAUGCAAUUGUAUAACAAGAUGGAAAUAGUCACAGUUAGGUUCACCCUGCCAGCAGAGCCUUUCUUUCACUGGUUUGAUUUUAGUGCACUCGAGAAAGACUCUGCAUAAAUCGCGUAAGAUCUUUGUUGAGCAUGCGCGGCAUGUUGCUAAGAUGUAGUUUCGAACCCAGGCCUAAUAGCCGUGUGCUUGCUACAGCAGGCUCGGUUAUGACUAUCGGUUUAUCAAUAAACGGAUGCUCGCACUCAAAAAAACCAGUUUGACGAGAGAGAACAAGGUUGAAUAGUCUACGACGACCUCAAAGAUUUGACGUGAUUCAGGCAGAGCUUCCUUUUCUCCUCCUCACUCAAGAAGACAAAAGGAAACUCUACUCCCAGAGUGAGUUAGGUUUUACUUGUGAUUGGAGGUCCAGGAACGAUAUUUUUGUUUGGAUAUUUUUCGCUUUGUCAGCCACGCUUUGGUACCAGUUUCACUGUUUAUCAUUUGAAAUUGCCUGUUUCUACUAUACGUUUAGGUUCGAGUCCUUGAACUUGAAAGUCAAGUGACCAAAGAGCGUCAAAAACUAGGAGACCUGAGGCGAGCGCACUACCAACUGGCCGGAGUGGAGGAAGGACUAGGAACUGAGUAACCAGGUGCUUUAUGCGAAGAGUAUGUGAUGAGAUGUUUUAGAUUGAAAUUAACUAAAAUACCGCGCCCAACCCCGUUUCACUCUGCUCCCACACCUGGAUGCAUGUGCGAUCUGUACCAAUUUUCAAAUAUAAACCAAAACAUUUAAGGCAAACACAACUUCAAAUGUAACCAUCUUGCGUGAUACAGUCAAACGUCUCUAUUACGAUUCCCAAAGGAACAAAAUCAAGUGUCGGUAUUUAUAUGGAGGUGGGAAUUGUGUAACCUUUGGUAUCUUUGGGACCAACAGUACGGUGCAGAACAGUUCAGUACAGUACUGGGACCCAAUGAACUGCUCGUAGUAGAGGGGUGUCCUUGUGAAGAGAUUCGACUGUAAAGGGAAAAUAAACAGUGAAAUUCCUGUUAUACACUUUUGAAUAGCCAAAAUGUCCAGAAAAUUUAAUAAACAUUUCAUGACACAAACUUAAGCACGCGGAAUACUCACGGAAUUUUUUACCUAACACUGUAGGAACAUGACAAUUGAAGUUUAGUUCAAGAAACAAAGAAAGCUGGCACUGGUAUCGCGAGUACAAAAUAAAAAGGAACAUAAUAAAUGUCACGCCUGCUUGAUGUUUGUGCUGGAUUGCAUGACCUAGUAAAUUAGCUAUCUUGGAUUGGACUUGUGGCUUUCCAGUCGGCCCAAUGUACGUUUUGUCAAGUGAACUCUCUUCUAUGACGUCGUUAUACCGCUUAAGAUGCUGGGACCAAAUUCCCAUUUUUAAAAGUUAGGUCAGAGCCUGCUAGACUGUAUCGCUGGACAAAUAAGAUUAUUUCAUUGACAAUCAACAUGGAGUGCAGAUGAAUCCCAAUUGACAAUUGGAAUCGGCAAAGUGAAGUACACUAUAGUUCUUGGAAUUUUCUCAGCUGACUAAAAACACGUCCUAACGCAUAUCGCAUCUCAUGAGUAGGCCUCAUACCUGGAAAAUCUUCCGCUACGACAGCUUUUUAGCUUGGCUCCUUGAGGGUGCUCAGAGUUUUCAGUUUUACGACAUCUCAAAUUUCUUU